Messenger RNA from Lucilia sericata (common green bottle fly), 1720 nucleotides. It is a transcript of the gene Ptx1, whose product is annotated as pituitary homeobox homolog Ptx1. Gene Ontology annotation, molecular function: RNA polymerase II cis-regulatory region sequence-specific DNA binding; DNA-binding transcription factor activity, RNA polymerase II-specific. The transcript is spliced from 4 exons. The coding region runs from base 767 to 1720 and encodes 317 amino acids. Lineage: Eukaryota; Metazoa; Arthropoda; Insecta; Diptera; Calliphoridae. Gene Ontology annotation, biological process: regulation of transcription by RNA polymerase II; anatomical structure morphogenesis. Gene Ontology annotation, cellular component: nucleus. The record is from RefSeq and is a predicted model, not a curated record.
AAACGUAUUAUAGAAUAAAAAUCAUAAUAAAUCUAAAAUAAUCCCUAUAAAUACUAUAAAUUCAAAGCUUUUUAUAAAAACACACAAAAAGCUUUUCAACAAUUUGUUUGAAAAAAAAAAAGAAAUAAUUAUUAAUAACUUAAAUUAAACACUUGUCCCUAACAAAGCUAUUUUUAACAUUUGACUUUGUAUCUUUAAAAUAGCACACAAUUUCAAAUUAUUCAAACACCCGCCGCCCCAGUUUAUUAAAUGAUUUAAUGCUAAAGUGCGUGACCGUCGGCUAGUGACAAAAUUCGAAGAAAUCAAUUUUCUUGAGCAAAACAAUUAAUAGAUAAAGAACAACCGCAACAGCUAAAAAAAGUAAUAAAUUAUAUUAAACCAUUAAUUAAACAGUAUAAAUGUGUGCUAAGCAUUUGUCUGCUUAAUUCUUAAAGUGUAAAAUAAAUCUUUUGAGAAGUCUCAUAUAAAGUGGAUUAAACUUUAACCUCGAUAAGCGUAUUUAAAAUAAAACGCAAGGCUGGAAAACAAAGCUCUUUUUGAGCAGAGCUUCAACUUUGCAAAUCCCCAAGUGUACGAUACCGGCUUCACCACGACGACUACAUUCCUGCAACACUUUAAGGACGUCGUCACGACGAAGUUCUCCGGCAGAGAUCAUCAUCUGCCGCCCCUACAUCCCCACCAACAACACACCACGUUGCACGCACACCAUCAGCCACACCAGGCUGUGGCUCAAGGCUUUUCCACCAUUUUUCCCACAUAUCUAGGCAUGGAUCGCGCCAGUGGCGGUAACGCUGCUGGCGGCGGUCUGGGUGUAGUCUCGAGCGGUAAUCCCGGCGGCGGUGGUGGUGCCUUAAAUGGUCUCGAAGCCAUGUCAGCCGAAUCUACAGGUUUAUGCUUACAAGACUUGGUCAGUGCUGGCACUGCUGCCGGUGCUGGUUCGGCAGGUUCUGCUGAGAGUGCCACUAGUACUAGUACCGCUCUUAGUAGCGGCAGUACUGGUAGUUCAACUGUAAAUAGUAAUACAUCGGUGGGAGGUGGCAGUGAUCAUUUGCACAAUCAUCAUAGUCUGCAUGAUUCCAGUUCAUCGGUUAGCAUUUCACCCGCCAUAUCGAGCUUAAUGCCAAUUGGUAGUUUAAGUCAUUUACAUCAUGGCAGCGGUCAGGAUCUGGUAUCCGGUUAUAGUCAACAUCCACAUCAUACAGUAGCACCCCCGCAUACGCCUAAACAUGAACCCCUGGAGAAACUCAGAAUUUGGGCUGAAACUGGUGAUUUUCGUGAUAGUCAUAGUUCUAUGGCCGCUGUAGCAAAUGGUUUAGAAACAUCCCACUUAAAUAAUUUUCAAACAUCAUCGACGUCUUCGUCGGCGUUAACGAAUCGGAGUAGAGAUCGUAAAGAUGGUAAUAAUCGUUCCAUCAAUGAGACUACAAUUAAAACAGAAAACAUAUCAAAUUCCGGUCAUGAUGAGCCAAUGACAACGACCACCGAUGAACCGAAAAAUGAUAAGAAAAAUAAACGUCAACGCCGCCAGCGAACACAUUUUACGUCACAACAAUUACAGGAGCUGGAACAUACCUUUAGUCGCAAUCGUUAUCCAGAUAUGUCGACACGUGAAGAGAUUGCCAUGUGGACAAACUUAACCGAAGCCAGAGUUAGGGUAAGUGUAAUCUACAACAUUGGCAUAAGAACAUAUGCCCCUAGAAAAAUAUUCUUACUUAUUUGA